Molecule: messenger RNA, 4245 nt
Organism: Marmota flaviventris (yellow-bellied marmot)
Lineage: Eukaryota; Metazoa; Chordata; Mammalia; Rodentia; Sciuridae
Source: RefSeq, a predicted model, not a curated record
AGCCAAUGAAGAGGGCGAGAUGGGCGGGUCCGGAGUGCCUGGCGGCGGGUCCUCAGCUCUGAGCCGAGGUGCGGUGAGCCGGUGGGGGGACCGCGAGGCGAGCGCGGGAGCCUGGGCGGCGAGCGGGGUGUGAGCUGCCCGAAAAUGCACUCGGAUGCCGCAGCUGUCAACUUUCAGCUGAACUCUCAUCUCUCAACACUGGCAAAUAUUCAUAAGAUCUACCACACCCUUAAUAAACUAAAUUUAACAGAAGACGUUGGCCAAGACGAUCACCAAACAGGAAGCCUGCGGUCUUGCAGUUCUUCAGACUGCUUUAGUAAAGUGAUGCCCCCAAGGAAAAAGAGAAGACCUGCCUCUGGAGAUGAUUUAUCUGCCAAGAAAAGUAGACAUGAUAGCAUGUAUAGAAAAUAUGAUUCAACUAGAAUAAAGACUGAAGAGGAAGCCUUCUCAAAUAAGAGGUGCUUAGAGUGGUUCUAUGAAUACGCAGGUACUGAUGAUGUUGUGGGUCCUGAAGGCAUGGAAAAAUUUUGUGAAGACAUUGGGGUCGAACCAGAAAAUGUAGUUAUGCUGGUCCUAGCUUGGAAAUUGGAUGCUCAAAACAUGGGUUAUUUUACUCUACAGGAAUGGUUAAAAGGAAUGACUUCUCUACAAUGUGAUACAACAGAAAAACUCAGAAAUACUUUGGAUUAUUUACGAUCAUUAUUAAAUGAUUCCACAAACUUUAAGCUUAUUUACAGAUACGCAUUUGACUUUGCACGGGAAAAGGACCAGCGCAGCCUAGACAUAAACACUGCCAAGUGCAUGUUGGGACUGUUAUUAGGAAAAAUCUGGCCCCUUUUUCCAGUUUUUCACCAAUUCUUAGAGCAAUCAAAAUAUAAAGUGAUUAACAAAGACCAGUGGUGCAAUGUGCUGGAAUUCAGCAGAACAAUUAAUCUUGACCUCAGCAACUAUGAUGAAGAUGGAGCAUGGCCAGUUUUAUUGGACGAGUUCGUGGAGUGGUAUAAAGACAAACAGAUGUCCUAGGACUUUAUGCAUAGCAGCGAGAGAGUCACUGUUACCACAGUUAUGUCACCCAUUAGCCAUAAAUUGCUGUUUGUAUCAAAGCGCAUGCUGCUUUUCUUGCACUGUCUCCCUUUCGCAGGGAUGUUUUGGUGUUUGCUAUUGAUGGGCCAGCUCUGCUUGCUGUGUAGCAUUGUUCUCUUGGAAGGCUGCUUUGCAGUUUGUUAUUUACACUACAGAUUGGUGAAUUUGCCAACGUCCUCACUGUGAUUAUGUGUAUAUUGCUGUUUAAAUUUUGUAUAUGUGUAUAAAAAGAAAAAGCUUCACCUAGAGAUUAUUUCUGCAAAAAUGUAUUGUAAAAAUAAUUUUGUGGCAUAUUUCUAGUCCCUUUUUUCAAAUGAACCAGUUAUACUUUAUUUGGUCUCAAAUGUAGCAUUUCAGAAAACAAGACAAAACAACUGUUACCAUAAGCAAACAUUGCCAGAAUUAACCAUACUGUUUUAAGAGGCCAACUUCUGGAAGGAGGUAGGAGUCAUAACUUUUCCAUGGCAUAUGCCAAAUAUCAUUUGGUUUACUUGACAAUAUUAGCUUUUUAAAAUGACAAAAGUUAUAACUAUUUGACUACUUAGACAGGUAACAUGCCACAGAUCAUUUCCACCAUGCAAGGUAUAGUAUUUUUGUUUUUUAAUGUUAAAGCUAUAGUAGGUUGAAUAUAGGUACAAAGGAACAAAUUAACAUGCACCUUUUUUGAAAUUUGGGGUUUAAAUUCUCAUGAACUUUCUUCAGUGGUCCUCCUACCCCGCCCUUUGCAUUCUUGUAGCCAGUGUUGGUCUGCUGAUGCUUUCUGUGCCACUCAAAGUCAAAUUUAUUUUGCCUCCCCCAUGAAAACCUACUGGUUUGCUGGCAAUUUAUAACUGCAGAGCACUUUUAGUUAUGGCUUGAAUUUUUAGUUAAGCUUUCAUGGUGUCUAAUUUCCUCGUUUUUUGGGAAAAGGUAUACUAUAAGUGAGUGCUGUUUCCUUUUGUUUUCUUUGUUUCUUUCAUGCUAGGCUUUUCCUGGCAGCGUGUCCAUUGCAGGCAGUGGACAACAGACCACCAGCAUUGAGCUAAUCCUAUCAUACAGUAGGACCUUUCCUGGAGGGGCCACUUGUCAUUACCUGAGUCAUUUGUACUGAAGGGUGAUAGCCAUUAUUUAUGUGGAUGAGGAAAUGAGUAAAUGGGAUGGUAUUUUUAGGUUUGUAUUUUAUGUCUUUUUUUCUUUCUUUCCUUUUCUUUUUACCUUGCCUUCUUGAGGAAAUGUAUAGAUAACAUGUUUUCACCCUAACUAUCUGGUGCUAUUGAGUGACUAACUCAGUCCCUAAAGUUUUGUGAAAACACAAAAGUCUAAUGAUUUAACCAAGUGAAGAGCUAAUGGUGCAUUUGAACAAGUGAUGCUGUAGUUGUAAGAAAGAUCCAGGCAUGAGCAUGUAAUGAUUGGAAGAUGUUUGGAUUAUUGGCCAAAAAAAUCUUUUCAAUUAAAUGUGAACUUUUCAAUGGCAUUUAAUGAGUAAAGCACACAGACAAUGCUACUCUUGACCACUGUUUUACAGUUUCUUUGCAAACGGUGUUCAGAUUUUCAUAUUUGUUUUUCCCUAACUAAACCACCAAAGACAGAAAUUUUGUAUGUAUAUACAGUGUGUGUGCAUAUACAAAAUCAUGAUGUGGUAGAAUGCAACUACUUCCUUUUUCUACCAAAUAAUAAGGUUUGGUUUGCUGUGAAAUAAACCACAAGUUUAAAAAACUCAGUAGUGACUAAGCAUACUUAACCAUUCCUUGUUUGUAGUCUCACUUUUAACUUUACAAAUGAAUAUUUGCAUACAUUAAUAUCUGGAAAGAAUAGAAAAUGUUGAUGGCAAACAACAGCUAUUCAGACUGACAUGUUGAAAAGGGUUCAUGCGUGUGUCGUACAGUGUUGACUGGCCAUAGGCAGGUUUGGAUCUAUGGAGAAUUGAUUCAUUUUCAGAUGUACCCCCAAUGAAGCAUAAAAAUCACACUUUAAAGGCCACAGUUCUUAAAUUUGAUCCCUUAUUGUUUUGUGCAAAACAUAUCUAAAUCAUAGAUGAAAUUAUUUUAAACGUGCUAGCAUCUAGAGUUUUGUUUUAAACACUAAGCACAGUUAUUCCAAAAUAAAAAAGUUGUUAUGAAGGGAAGAUUUUUCAUUUAAUCCACAGUGAACAUUUUGGUGAUAAGAAGAACUCUCAAGUAAAAACAAGUAUCUCAUGUGAUACUAAACUAAGUAUUCCAAAGGGAUAAUCUUGCAUAGUUGAAAACUCCAAAUCAUCUAUAAACUUUCUUGAAAAAAAAAACCUCUGUGACUGCUGGUACAGAGUGCUUGCCCUUGUUUUCUUGAUUUUUAUGUAGUUACUUUGAAGGGGAGAAAAGGGGGUCAGACACUUCUUAAAAAUUUGCCUCAGUCACACAGAAUUGAAGAGUCAUCAAGCACUUAUGCAUGGGCUAAUGUUAAAUAAAUUAGGGUGCCUUCUUCUGGGUUUUCUUUAGUACCUGAGUCUACACCCUUUCUCUCUUCCCUUGUGUUUUGAACUCAACUCCAUAUUGCAAUACUCUGUAGUUGGGGAAUACAACUUUUACUUGUUUACUGCUGCAGUAGGUCAGAAAUUUCAUUGUUUAAUUUGUUACAGACAUCCACUAUAAUGUUACGUGCAUCUUUUUGAAGCAUGACUCUCUGAAGUUUUUAUAAUCUGACUAGACAGACCUCUAGAUUUCUGGUUUAACAACGGAUUUCUGUUGCCUCUCAGUCUCCAUUCUAACAGUGCUUUUGAAGUUUAUACAGAAAGCUUUAAAAGUUAGUUUUUGCCCUUGGUUUUUAUUCUUACAACUGCUGAAAUACCUCUGUACGCCUUAUCCUUUAUUCUUUCAUAUGUUGUAUAAUAAAUGUAUAGAAUUCAUUGACCAACUGAAAUGUUGGGUAUCUGUAAAUGAGACCAAAAUGUGGGUUGCUUUUUUCAUAAAAUAAAUUCUAUUGGGGGUUACUGUUAAAUGAACAGCAGCUAACCUAUAACUGUGAAUGCUUCGUGUCGUCAGUAUUUGCAUUACAUUCAUAAAAGUGUGCAAGUCCUGUGACUCCCAGCUUAACUAAAAUACUGUUAUGCCACCUAACUUGAGUACAGCAAACUGGUUUUAGGUUUUAAUGGAAUUGAUGUAAAAUGAUAUUCCAUAAAUAAAGAAGUAUUUGUGUUUGGUUUCUGAA